Molecule: messenger RNA, 3145 nt
Organism: Folsomia candida
Lineage: Eukaryota; Metazoa; Arthropoda; Collembola; Entomobryomorpha; Isotomidae
Exons: 11
Coding region: 256-2196 (646 amino acids)
Biological process (GO): multicellular organism development; positive regulation of kinase activity; cell surface receptor protein tyrosine kinase signaling pathway
Cellular component (GO): signaling receptor complex
Molecular function (GO): transmembrane receptor protein tyrosine kinase activity; ATP binding
Source: RefSeq, a predicted model, not a curated record
GUUUUUAUGUCAAAACCACCUAUGUAGUUUUGACCACAAAUGCACCGGAUGUGUAUAACAGGAUAUUACAUACUUAGGUCUAUGCAGUUUCUUUGCAACAGAUUCUUAUCGCGUAGCAAUUGCAACAUUUUUCCAUAAUCCAGAUUACAAAGCACACAAUUUAUUUAAGUUUAACAAAUAUGUGAAGCAACAACUCUAUCGAAUCUUCGAGAGAUAAGUAUAAUUUAUUAUAUAUAUUUUUACACGGAAAUUACAAUGGACAAGAAAAGGUGCAUAUGGCCGGAUAGCAAAAGGUGUUUGCUUAUUCAAAAAUUUGUUACUUUGGGGAUGUUUGUAAUACUGACAUCCACCCAGAUAUGGGCGAUAUCCAAGAACCGGAUUAAUUUCACGGCCAUGAGUACUGGUUUCGUCAUCAAUUACGUCGUAUGCUUAACAUUUCAUUACGUAGAAGUCGCACUGAUCGCCAUUUUAGACAGGGCUGUACAGAAGAAAUCACUGUAUCUUCUCCGCUGCUGGUAUUUGGCUCGGAAUGCCGUCUUUUCUGUAGAGGUCACCAUCAGCAUGACCCACACACAGCUUUACUUUGGCAAGUUGGAACCACAAUAUCCAAUCAGUGGCGUUAUGCCCACUACGAUUUACUGGAUUUGGGGUUGGUGGGCUUAUCUCGUGUUCGACAUGAUUUGUCUUAUUGUUCACAUAGUGGAACUAGAAGCAAAAGAAAGCAAAUGUUGGACAAUUUUUAGACAAGCGAAUAUUGGACGUAUCAUUUAUGCUCAGGCUCUAUUUUAUUUUAUUCCAUUGCUCCAUUAUAUUUACAUACACAGUUAUCAAUUUGUGGACGCAUUCCUAAAACCAGUAGACAAGAGGCCGGAAAAAAUACUGCUCGGAAUGUAUGCUGCCAAGGUGCUUCUCCUACUCCUCCUAUUUCCACUGUCAUUCAUUAUCUACAGAGGAAUCCAAGAGCGUGACAUUUCAAAAGUCGCAAAGUUCUACGUACUGAACUACAUACUCGUCUACCCCAUGGUUUUAAUGGUGAACAUUCGAAGCUUCCUUGAAGGAAAAGAUGCUGACAACUCAUUCCUCACGUUUUUAAUUGAAAUGGUUUAUUACUUUAUUCAAUACCAAAUCCUCAACUUUCUCGUGAUCGAGUUAGUCAUCCAGUUCAAACUUCCAACUCCUAAAUUCGUGGAUUUAGAAACAAUGGGAAAAGAAUUCCACAAACUUCGCGUUAAAGAAAACCAAGCCUUUUUCAAUUCGGUUCGGAUUUCAGCGAGGGAUUUGAAACUCUGCGACGAACCGGAAGUAGGACGAGGACAAUUUGGCAAGGUUUACAAAGGCGUUCUUUUCGAGCGACAGAUGUUUCCGUGGAUUCAGUCGUGUUUCAUGAAUCGUGUCCCGCAACAAUUCGUGGCCAUUAAAGUUCUCAAGCAGGUCGAAGGGUUGGAAUAUGCAAUGGCUGUUAUGAAGGAGUUGACCAUUUUGAGAAAAGUCGGGAGCCACAGGCACCUCGUGAAGUUUCUGGGAUGUUGUACUUGGACGGAGAAAAAGUCAGAUUUUAGUGGAAUUGUCCUCGAGUAUUGUGCAUCGGGAUCACUCAUGGAUUACUUGAGAUCUAUUGAUGAAAAUGGGGAUAUUGACAAGAGAGAAUUACUACGGUUUUCUAAAGAGACGGCAGAAGCAAUGGUUUUCUUGGCGGAUAAGAAGAUCGUCCACGCAGACCUGGCCACAAGAAAUAUUCUCUUGGAUGGAGAAAGACGCGUUAAACUUUCUGAUUUUGGAAUGUCGCUUCAGCUCUAUUAUUAUCAGGUGUAUCAAACCAGCAUAGCCGAGGUAUUUCCUUUCCGCUGGAUGGCGCCAGAAAGCCUUUCUGAGCUGCAUUUUUCGACCAAGACGGACUCGUGGACUUUUGGCGUGGUCUUGUGGGAAAUUUGGACCUUGGGUGCGACGCCGUUCGUCGAAUGGCAGUGGAGUUCGAAUUUCGUGAAAGCAAUUAUUGGAGGACUGAGGCUUGAAAAGCCAGAGCUGGCUAGCGACCUUAUGUACCACAUAAUGAGACAUUGUUGGCAAGUGAAUCCAGCGAGCCGACCAGAUUUUCCUGACCUUUUCAUGAGAUUGAGCGCAUUAGCAUAUCACGAUGUCCAGGAUAAGAGUCAUAAUUUUAGUUACGAUAAGCGAAACACACGAUACAAUGUGUAGAAAGCUAUGUACAUAUGAGCACUAAAUUUUCAAAACCAUAGUCUAAUUAUCUAUAUUUAGCUAUUAAUUAUGUUGAAUGUUUUACUCCGCAUUUCGUAUUUUCCAUACGACUACUUAAUAAGUAUGGUUAGUUAACUUAAUAAUGCAAUUUUUUUGACAAAUACUAAUGUUAAAUAUGAGCCAUCAACUAUUUGCUAUUAUGCGAAUUUAUUAAUUCAUUAAACUAUUUAGCAUCGCAUCUAUAUUAUAAAUAACUGCAAUUUAUUGAUAAGUAUUUCAUUUUACAUCUAAAUAUAUGUAUACGAUCAAUACAAAUUUAUGGAUGUUAAUUUCUCUACAACUAUUAAUCGAAUAACAAAUUUAGCACUACAAAUUAUUUUAAAAUACAAAGUGUGAAAAAAUAUAAAGUAAUUUUAUUUGCAUUAAUCAGCAAAAGUCAUAAUAUGAAAAGAUCCCAAUACAAACCUUCUCACUCAUCUCGCUCUCCACUCGAUGUCGGAAUCAGCAUAUUCGUGAAACUGUAAGCCAAGGAGGACCAGGAAGCAUUGGGAAUUCCAACUUCUGCAUGAAGAAAAUUAUAAAUUACAAUUACUAAACGCUUCUUCAAUCAGAAUGUACAUAUUUUCAGACUAAAAACAACUAAUUUAUCCGUACCUCUUUGAACUUGAAGAAACCAAAGGUCAUAUUCGAAAGCCGAGCAAGACUUGAAACACUGGUCCCUCAAUUUCGUGCUGAACGUUCCACCCAAAAAUGUGUACUCCUCUCCAACCUGAGACGAAAACACAAAUUAUGUUACAAAUUAUUUUACAAAUUAUUUUACAAAUUAUACGCGCAUAUGCAAAACAAGUCAAAAAUCGGAAGAGUUGAAUCAUCAAUUUUAAUUAAGUAAAAACGUCUUAACUCACCUUAUACUCAUUUUUUACGUCUUGAUAUGAAUGACCAAUGGAAA